Messenger RNA from Maylandia zebra (zebra mbuna), 502 nucleotides. Lineage: Eukaryota; Metazoa; Chordata; Actinopteri; Cichliformes; Cichlidae. The record is from RefSeq and is a predicted model, not a curated record.
CAGCCAUACUAAGGAGAGCUUAAGUUUGACCAGGGCUAAGCCCCGGGUGUAUACAAUGUCUGGCUCCGCCUCUGCCUGCAACUCCAAACAGAGGGGGGAGCUGGAAGAGUUGCACGUUUUUCUGCCCUAUAAACUUGUCGCACCCCGGGAUGAAGGUGCCACCCUGCCGUGUCGCUCCGUUACAGUCGGUCAGGCAGUAAAAUCUGUGCGCUGGAGGAGAGACGGAGAGCUGGUGCUGGAGCUGAAUCCUCGGUCUAAGCAAAUCACCUACGGGGACGGCUAUAAUGAAAGCCGAGUGUCCAUACCAUCGGACUGGUACCAGCGAGGAGACCUGUCCCUCACCGUGAAGCGAGCUCAGCUCCGAGACGACGGAGUGUAUUACUGUUACGUGGAGAACACAGAGAAACACCGCUCUGCUGUCCACCUGCACGUCUCCACACCAUCACCACCACCACCGGGCAGCACCUCACAGCCUACAACCACACCGACGGUAAGAAUUUAA